AUGCGAUUCACUCGCCUCGCUGCGGGCGCUGUGCUGCUGGGCGCCGCCACCGCCCAGGUCCACACGGAUUGCCAGCCUCUAAACCGUACCGACUGCCCAGCCGAUCCGGCUUUUGGCACGAGCCACUUGUUCAACUUCAACGCAACUCCCUCUUAUGAUCUAUGGGAGACCACCGUCGGAAGCGUCGACUACAAUGCCGACACCGGAGCCGGCUUCUCCGUCAAGAAGCAGGGCGACUCGCCCACGAUUCGAUCCAAGUUCUACAUCUUCUGGGGCCGCUACGAAAUCAGCCUCAAGGUUGCGCCUGGUACUGGUAUCAUCAGCUCUCUCAUGCUGCUGAGUGAUGACCUGGACGAGAUUGACAUCGAAUUUAUGGGCGCCAAUGCCACCCAGGUCACCACCAACAUCUUUUCCAAGGGCGAUGAGGACGACCACUCUUUCGGAAAGGAGCACGUCAUGGCUGGUGGCAACCAGGAUGAUUACCACACUUACAUUGUCGACUGGACCAAGGACAGGCUCGAAUGGUCCAUCGAUGGCAAUGUGAUCCGCACGCUGGCUUACAAUGACGCAAAGAAUGGCGACAAGUUCCCCCAAACUCCCAUGCGAAUGAACAUUGGCAUAUGGGCCGGUGGAGAUCCCUCGCUGGCCCCCGGUACCAUUGCAUGGGCCGGUGGCAAAACUGAUUAUGCCAAGGGACCAUACACCAUGUUUGUCAAGAGCAUCAAGAUAGAGGACUACACCAAGGACGCUAAGGAAUAUUCCUACGGAGACAAGACUGGCAGCUACCAAAGCAUUAAAGUCAAGGAAGGCAACUCAACCGCCUACGAGACUAUCAACAAGCCACCUUCCAAGUCCGCGGCGGAUGGCUGGAAAAAUCUGUCACCCGGCGCCAAGAUUGGCAUCUACUCCGGCGCCGGAGCUGUCGCCGCGCUUGCCAUUGGCACUCUCCUUUACUACUAUUGUAGACAGCGUAGACUUGGCGCUGCCGAAGCCAAGCUUGCCGAUGAAAAAGCCGAGGCUGAGCGCCUUGAACUCGCGCAAUUCCGCAAGGACGGUGUCAACCCUGAUGGCUUCAGAGAGUACGGCCAGGAAUACGGAGAGAAGAGUGCCAAUCUGUCGCCCCCUGGAACAGCUGGCAACCCGUUCAACCACCCCGAUGACUCGCGCCCUAGCUCCCGUCAUCCCACGGCCCCUGACUUGGCUUUUGCCGGCGCGGCCGGUGCGGUUGCUGGCGGUGCCAUGGCAGCCGGCCACGCUCCCAGCCACGCCGUGCCUGGAACGCCAACAUCGCCUCCUGGCGCUUCUCCCGGAUAUUCGGGCUUCGACUUUGGUGUCCCUCCGGCGGCGAGCACAGGCUACAGCAGCAAUAGUCAACGCCAAGUUUCUUGUGCGCAGAGCGACAUGAUGCCACCCCAUCAGUCGCAGUCUCCGGUCGGUCAGAUGCGCUCGGCCACUGCCGACCCUUACCGCCUCGGCUCGCCAGGCCCUCAGCAAGCCUACGGCAUGAACAGAAUGCAGAGCCCGAUGGGGCAGCCGGGUCAAGCAGGCUACGAUACCAGACAGAGCCCCGGCCCUAUGCAGCAACAAUAUGGACAGCAAAGGAUGAGCCCCGGCCCUGGUUGGAGCGGCGGAAACCAGCCGGCCUACCGUGGCCAGCCUGGUGGAGGCAGCCACUGGAACUAA
Molecule: messenger RNA, 1683 nt
Organism: Akanthomyces muscarius
Lineage: Eukaryota; Fungi; Ascomycota; Sordariomycetes; Hypocreales; Cordycipitaceae
Exons: 2
Coding region: 1-1683 (560 amino acids)
Biological process (GO): carbohydrate metabolic process; fungal-type cell wall organization
Cellular component (GO): fungal-type cell wall
Molecular function (GO): glycosyltransferase activity; hydrolase activity, hydrolyzing O-glycosyl compounds
Source: RefSeq, a predicted model, not a curated record